This is a messenger RNA of Adineta steineri, 606 nucleotides long. NCBI's taxonomy places the organism in Eukaryota, Metazoa, Rotifera, Eurotatoria, Adinetida, Adinetidae. The record is from the annotation of a GenBank genome assembly.
AUGUCGACUGAAGAUUGGCUUGGUGAUGAACAACCUAAAACAAAAUCACGAAAAAAAUCUAAAGCAGCACUCGAUGAACCAAUCGAUGAUACAUUUGAUGCUAUGCUUGAAAGUGUAUCAAAGGCAGCUAGUCGUGCAGGAUCUACGAAACAAAAACAAAAACAAAAACCAAUACAAAAACCUACUAAUGAAGCACCAAGUGGUUGGUCAAAUGAUGUUGAUAAUGAAGAUGAUAAUGCAGGUAAUGUAACUGCACCACCAAUAAUGCGACGAACUACUCAUCGUGCUGCCGAAGAAAUUAUUGCAACUGAUAUUCCAACAAUUCCAAUGGAUGAUGCUGAUGGUGAUGAUAAUAUUGAUAUGGCUCCGGAUGUAGCCGUUGCUCCUGACUUUUCUGUUCAUCAAAUAGCUACAUUUAAAGAAAUUGAAAAAGAAUUUUCUCGUACACGUGCUAGUCAAUAUAUUGAUUCAAAAGUUGAUAUUGGUAUUUUAUAUCAUCAUCUUAAUUUACAAGAAGAAUUUGAUACUGAAGAAAAUAAACCAUGGGAUUGGGAUAAACUUUUUGUUGAAGUUCGAAAUGCGAUAACAAAUCCGAUAACUGAAUGA